GGCGGCGGUGACGGAGCCGCGGAGCCCGAGGAGUGCCCGGAGCCCGGCGCCGAGGCCGAGGCGCAGCAUGGAUUAUUCCUUUUUGGAGCUUGUCGCGUUUCUUCCUCAAGGCCCUUCCUGAGUCCCCGACUGCAUGGGCGACUCGGGUUCUCCCCUGGACCCUUCCUGGGCAGGCUAACGCUGAGGUGAUCUGUAUUUUUGACUCAUAGAAUCACAGAAUCUCAGAGUUUGAAGGGAGCUGAGAGGCCAUGUAGUCCAACCUGCAAGGAGACUGGAGAGAAAUCUUUCCCUGAGUGAAUAUUCUCACAAAAUCACCCAAAUGUUCCUUUGCCUGAGGACAGGAUUUCAUCUUUGAAACAAGAAGUUUCUCCGGAAGCUUGGUGAGUCCUAUCACCAUGUUCUGGAAGUUUGAUUUGAACACAACAUCCCAUGUUGAUAAACUGCUGGACAGAGAGGAUGUAACUCUGCAUGAGUUGAUGGAUGAAGAUGACAUCCUACAGGAAUGUAAAGCACAGAACCGCAAGCUUCUGGACUUCCUCUGCAAACAGCAGUGUAUGGAGGAGCUGGUGAGCCUCAUCACUCAUGACCCACCCCUGGACAUGGAAGAGAAGGUCCGCUUCAAAUACCCCAACACAGCCUGUGAACUCCUGACCUCUGAUGUGCCGCAGAUCAAUGAUAAACUGGGAGGAGACGAAAAUCUCCUGAACAUCCUUUAUGACUUCUUGGACCAUGAGCCGCCUCUCAACCCUCUACUGGCCAGCUUCUUCAGCAAGACCAUUGGCAAUCUUAUUGCAAGGAAAACCGAACAGGUGAUCACAUUUCUGAAAAAGAAAGACCAGUUCAUUAGCCUGGUACUCAAGCACAUUGACACCUCUGCCAUGAUGGACCUGCUACUUCGCUUGAUAAGCUGCGUGGAGCCUGCAACUCUUCGGCAGGAGGUCUUGAAUUGGCUGAAUGAAGAGAACGUCAUUGAGAGGCUUGUGGAGCUGAUCCACUCGAGCCAAGAUGAAGACAGACAAUCAAAUGCUUCUCAGACCCUCUGUGAUAUCAUCCGACUCAGCAGAGACCAGAGCAGUCAGACGCAAGAGAUUUCUGAGCCUGACCCCCUCCUCACAGUCUUGGAGUCACAGGGAUGUGUGGAACGGCUUCUAAAGAACAUGUUUGAUGGAGACCUGACUGAAAACUGCUUAGUCAAUGGCACUCAGAUUUUACUGACGUUGUUGGAAACAAGGAGAUCUGGGGUGGAGGGCCUGAUGGACUCAUUCUCUCAGGGACUUGAAAGGUCUUACACUGUCAAUAGCAGCAUAUUGCACGGCAUUGAACCAUGGUUGAAGGACUUUCAUCAGCUUCUUCUCAACCCUCCAAAGAAAAUGUCCAUCCUGACCACCAUUGGUGUCCUGGAGGAGCCCCUGGGAAACGCUCGACUCCACGGGGCGCGGCUGAUUGCUGCCUUGCUGCACACCAACACACCCAGUAUUAACCAAGAGUUAUGUCGGCUCAAUACCAUGGACUUGCUACUUGACUUGUUUUUUAAGUUCACCUGGAAUAACUUUCUGCAUUUCCAAGUGGAGCUGUGCGUAGCGGCCAUUCUAUCCCACUCUGCCCGGGAAGGAGGGAUGUCCAGCAGUGAGUCUGACUGCCGAGAGGACAUGCACAGUGGGAGUGGAAGCUUGGAAAAAACUGAGUCUGCAGAGUCCACCUCUGAGAACGUGAUGGUGACACAUCUGUUCCAGAAGUGCUGCUUGGUACAGAGGAUCUUGGAUGCCUGGGAAGCCAAUGACAGAAUCCAGGCCGAAGGCGGGAUGAGGCGGGGAAACAUGGGCCACCUCACCCGAAUAGCCAACGCUGUUGUCCAGAACAUGGAGAAGGGCCCCAUUCAGUCUCAGAUCAGCUCCUUCAUCAAAGAGCUUCCUGAGGAUUGUCGAGGGCGAUGGGAGAGCUUUGUGGAGGAGACGCUGCCGGAGACCAACCGGAGGAACACUGUCGACCUGGUGAGUACUCAUCACCUCCACUCCUCCAGUGAAGAUGAGGACAUGGAGAGCGCUUUUCCUAACGAGCUGUCCCUGCAGCAGGCCUUCUCUGAAUACCAGAUCCAGCAGAUGACAGCCAACUUCGUGGACCAGUUUGGCUUCAACGAUGAAGAAUUUGCAGACCAGGAUGAUAAUAUCAAUGCCCCUUUUGACAGGAUUGCUGAGAUCAACUUCAACAUUGACGCUGAUGAUGACAGUCCCAAUGCAUCUCUGUUUGAAGCAUGCUGCAAUGAUCGGAUCCAGCCAUUCGAUGACAAUGAGGAGGAGGAAGACAUCUGGGAGGACAAGGAGAUCAACUAUGCAACUCAAGCAAAAUCCAGAACCAGGUUUGGUGCAUCACAUACCUCAGAGUAUUCUGCCAAAAGUAAUCUGGAGAACGGGGAUCAGGACGGCAGCGAGGACUCGGAGGAGGAGGAGGAGGCAGAGGCCGGGGAAGUCCUGCAGGAUGGUGGCACUCCUCCUUCAAAGAGCAACAGCACCAGCGACCUCAGCCUGCAGGAUGAAGACCUGGCCUCCUCGGAAGGCUCUGGAUGGACAGCUGUAUUUGAUGAGCCAGUAAAUUCAAAGCCCCCUCCCUCAGGUGUGGCCAUGGACAUCGGUUCUCGUGUAUGGGAUGCAGCUGCUCCAGACACUUCCACUUCGGAUGAAAAAGGCUGGGCGAAAUUCACAGAUUUUCAGUCGUUUUGCUGCUCAGAAUCAGGUCCUCGAUGCAGUUCUCCUGUGGACACAGGGAGCAGCCCUUCUGAGGGGAAGCCCAAGCAGAGCCAGGACAAGAGCUUCAGCCCAGCUGCUCCCUGCGUCUGGAAUGUGUGUGUGGCAAGGAAGGCCCCCCUGGUGGCCUCUGACAGCAGCUCCUCGGGGGGCUCAGACAGUGAGGAGGAGGAGGAGGAAGAGAAGAAAGCAGGUAUCGUCACAGAAACCGUCAGUCUCGGAUCUGGACAAGAGGGCCCCAAGUUGACUGUGGACGCCAAGAAGGAGAAGGCCGCCUUGACCAGUCACACAGAGCCUCUGGUGAUCCAUAAGCUGCCCACGUCAGAGAAGGGAGUGCCCAGUGCCUCGCAGCCCUCCCUGGAGCCCCUGAGCCCAGCUGCUGCAGCCAUGCCCACGGUAGCCACCACCGCUGUCCUCACAGCAGCCACCACCACUGUCCUCACAGCUACUAUCUCUGCAGCAGCCACGACAAUGGCUACCACGGCUGCCCUGGAAACAGUGAUGAAAGACAGGAAAGAGGAGGCGUCACCUUCUCCCGAAGCCACGUUAAAUGGUCCUGCUUGACGCUGCCGCCUCCCUCAGGCCGCGUCUCCCUGAGGCCGGGCUGCUUCCACUUAGGCAAGAAACUACCUGGUGAUGCAAAUGGUCUGUUUUUUUAUUUUAAUUUUAUUUUUUAAUAAAUGCUGCAUUGGUAAA
Molecule: messenger RNA, 3437 nt
Organism: Phascolarctos cinereus (koala)
Lineage: Eukaryota; Metazoa; Chordata; Mammalia; Diprotodontia; Phascolarctidae
Source: RefSeq, a predicted model, not a curated record